Messenger RNA from Volvox carteri f. nagariensis, 5666 nucleotides. RefSeq lists its product as uncharacterized. The record is from RefSeq and is a predicted model, not a curated record. The transcript is spliced from 26 exons. The coding region runs from base 1 to 4896 and encodes 1631 amino acids. Gene Ontology annotation, cellular component: mRNA cleavage and polyadenylation specificity factor complex. NCBI's taxonomy places the organism in Eukaryota, Viridiplantae, Chlorophyta, Chlorophyceae, Chlamydomonadales, Volvocaceae.
AUGACGGCAAUCCACAUAAGGUUGCCGCCUCUCAUAGAGCAACUGCGGUCAGCUUCUGGGGAGGACGCACAGCUGUCGGCGCUGAAUGCUCUGCGUCAAGCGUUGGAGCCGUCAAGCAGCGAGGGUGGGCCCUGCCCCGAUGACUUCGUGGCAUCCUGGCUCCCCGGCGUGCUCCAACAGCUCCAGGCGAGCGUCUCCUCAGACGUUCGAAGGAGCCUAGCAGCCUUUACUGGUCAGCUGGCAAUCAAUCACACUGGCGUGCAGGGAAUCGUGCAUUGCACGGCCUGCCUGGCAUCACUGCUACGCGACAGCGUGCCGGGGGUGGUGAAAGAGGCAGUGCUCGCCUUCGCUUGCCUCCUGCGUGCGUCACUCGCCCUAGUUUCCCUCAAGCCGUCGCAGCCCGACGUGCGCGACGUGUGGGACAAUGUCCGGCGUCUGCAGGUGGACAUGUGCCAGGUCAGCCAGGGCCAUCCUAGCACAUGCGUUAAGGUGGCGGCGGCGAAGCUGGCUGAGCACAUCGUGCUGCUGUUCACGGGCGAUUCAGCGCCCAGCGUCCCGGGGGUAUGUGCGCAUUCUGGUUGUGUUGGCAGCCUGAUGGAAUGUAAGCGUUCCUCGUCCGGCAAGUGCCCGGGCAGGGAUGGGAUGGCAGUGCGCGGAGGAGAGCCGCCGCCGCAGUCCCAUGGGUCUCCUGAGAUUAUCGCCCCAUAUGGAUCUCUGAGUGACCUCCGUCAGCUCAGCCCAGAUGGCCCCUUUUCCGCAGUCGGUGUACCUGAGACGCUCGUGAACAAGCUCCGACUGCCCGACGCAGCCCGUCUCGCUGGGGACGCCGAUCCGCAGCUGCGUUGGCUCUUGGAGCCCCUCCGACCCGCCACGGCGCUGGAGCAGCCGCCCGCCCGCCUCAUCGCGCACAUCUCCGCAGCCUGGGGCAUCACCGUCGCCCGACCCAACCUCAUGGGCAAGCUGCUGCCAUGUCUCAUGGCGCUUGCUAAGGAGGGCGGUUUCCUGGCAUCCAACUCCCCCGCCGCCGCGCACUGCACCGGUGCUGACGUGUCAGUGGGUAACGCCCUCCGUGGGGGUUUAGCCGCCGUACUGAAGAGCCGGGUGCCGUCCAGCGUUCCCUGGAGGGACCGCAUCGUGGCGGCACUGGGUUUUCUCGGGGCAUCAGAUACGGCAGCCAACAUGAUCAAGUACAUUGAACGGCAGGAGUACAAGGAGCGGAGGCCGGGCCCAAUGGCGUGGUUGCAGUGGCGGCGGCGCCAUUUUCCGGUCCCAGGCGGCUUGCCCGUACCCGUACAGCAGUACGGUAUCACAAUGCUACAACCGCCUCCGCAGCCGCAGGCGCAACCACAGGCACAACCGCGGCCGCAGCCACAAGUACAGCCUCAGCUACAGCCGCCGGCACCGCAACCACCACAACCGCAGCAACCACCACAACCACCUGUGAUGGAUUCCCAACAGCUACAGCUUCAGCAGCAGGCAGCCAUGCAGGCCGCAGCCAUCCUGACGGCGGCGGCGAGGGUGGCGGCGGGGCUGCCCCCUGUCACCGCGCCGCCGUCAGAUCCCGCGGACCUCGACCAGCGAGGUCCGCUGCCGCCGCUGCCGGGUCCCGCGCGCCCCAGGGAGAUGGACCCGUCGCAGCUGCUGCCCGCCGGGAAGGGCGGCGCGGCGGCGGCGGCCGCCACCGUGGCGCCACCUCAGCUGCCGCCGCUGCAGCCCGCCGCGCUGACGGCCGCCCAGGCUACAGCCAUGCGGCAGAGCGCCCUGCGGAGGCUGAUGGCGAUGCCGCCGUGUGCAACUCCCGGCCGACGUAUGCGGCAGGUGGUGUUGGCCCAUGGUGGUGGUGCGGUUGGGGGGGUUGCUGGGAGACGUAGCGGCAGUGGAGGUGGCGACAUGGGGUUUGGGGUUAUGGAGGAGGACGGUGGCGGCGGCGGCGGCGGAAGGGUAGGAGUUGGAGCAGGACAGGGUGGUGCUGGCGGGGGCGGUUACGGAUACGGCGUUGCUGCGGACACGGAGGCGCAGGAAGCGGGAGCAGGGGGGGGUCAGGGAGAUUUCAGCAGCAGCAGCGCCGGCGGCGGCGGCGGCGGCGGCGCUGGCGGCGGGAGUAGGGAUGCGGACGCGCCGCCGGAUCUAUCUGGUACGGUGUACGAGACAGUUCUGUUGGCGUUACUGGAGCGAGCCAGGCAACACGCAGUCGUGUGGCACGCUCACCAGCUCCGCCGCUACAGCCGAGGUCUGAAGGAUGCGGCGGCGGCGCUACAGCAGCAGCGCUCUCAGCUACAGCUGCUACAUCCCGAGGAGCGGCCGAGUGCGGGUCUGGAGGGAUUGCUGGCUACUGCCCGGCAACUGCAGGCCAACGUCUCCUGGGCCGCAGCUCAGGGUACCUGGCUGCAAAGCGAGGCAGCGAGUAUGGACUUACACGCGGCGGCGGAGGAGGAGGGGGACGGAGCAGGGGGCGGAGAGGGUGGGGGGGAUGGCGGCGGAGAGGAUGUGGGGGCGGUGGUUCCGGAGCUGGCGGAUGAAGUGGCGGCGGAGGUUGAGGGCGUGCAGGCUUCCGUACAGGAGUCCAUGAUGCAGUUGCGGCAGUGGCAGUUGGAGGCGGGUCACCCCCUCCCCAACCCCCCGCCAGGCCCCUCUCAGGGCCCCCGACCCGUCGUGGGACUGGAGGUCAAGGAACUGCUCAAGGCCGCCCCCUCCCUGCCGCUACCGGGUGUAUUGUCGUACUUGCGCGACCUGUUCUCCGGGGGGGGAAAGUGGCCCACCCUGGCCCUCAGCUGCGCCUGGGACGCCAUUGAGGGUCGGCCGCCCGUUCGGAGGGCCGUGUUGGAGCUGGUGCUGGAGGCGGCGGAGGACCCGCACGAGGAGAUCCGCUCCGCCGCCGUACGCCUCCUCACCAGCAAGCUCUACCCGCGGCCCCACCUCAGACAGACCAUCGUAGCCACGGCCGCACGCAGACUCUCAGCAUUGCUCGUACAGCCGGCAGCCGCCCCCGCCGCAGCGGCAGCUGUGGCGGAGGCGCCGCAGCUGCCGGCGGCGGCGGCCCAUGCGGCGGAGCAGGGCCCCCCGCCCGCCCCCGCCGCUGGCCCCCCCUCGGAGCCGUCCGUGCUGGACUGCACCCGACGGUGCUCGCUGUACAUGGCGCUUGUGGCCAAGCAGCCCGACCUGCUGCCGGGGCUGGUGGCGGCGUACGCGGGCGGCGGGCCGCAUCUGCGGACAGCCAUAGGGGCGCAUGCGGGGGCACUAGCCCUGGCCCUGGGUGCCGCCCACCCGGCACUGCUGGCACAGCUGCGGGCGCCCGUGGGGGGGAGUGAGGACCUGCUGCUGGUCAUGCUGCAUGCGCUCACAGAGAAGGACCUGCCUCCAGGCCGGCUGGUGGACGCCUGCAAGUCCUGGUACGCCGCCAGUGGUGACCCACGGGUCAUGGUGCCAGUGGCCUUCACGCUGAGCCGCCGGGACGUCAUCUCGCUGCUGCCCGUCAUGCUGAGGUCGCUGCAGGGCCCCGUGCUGAAGAAGCUCUACCGCUCCCUGGCCUGCAAACACGGGGAAGUGGAGCCCCUAUUUCCCCCCCUGGAGCUGCUGUUGGUACUGCAUCGGGAUCUGGAUCCCAUGCGGGACGGAGUGUCGCUGAAGUCGCUGAUGGCGGCGGUGGACUUAGCGCUGCACUCUCCGGAGAUCUUUCCCCAACCGGUGAUGUUAUCCGCCAUCCGGGUGAUGGAGGGACUGGUGCCCCUGCCCAGGAUGUUCAUGAGAACCGUCAUCCAGGCACUCAAGGCGGCCCCCCGACUGCGGGUGGAUGUGGCCCUACUGCUGGAGCGCCUGGUGGCGAAGCAGGUAGACGAGUGGGAGCAGUUGGCGGUUGCAACGGCGGUUAUCUGGACCGACCGCGACCAGUGGCGAGGCUUCCUCCUAUGUGCCGACCACAUGCGCUCGGACGCCUACACCCCCCUGCUGCAACUGCCCGAGGCGGUGUUGGAAGUGACACUGCUGGGAAAUGCCGCCUCGGAGGGGGCUCGAACCCAGGCGGCUCGUAUGGGCCUCAUGCCGGCCGGCUGCCAACUGCCGCUGGCCUCGGGUGCUCGCCUAGCCACCCACGUGUUGCAUCCCGCACCCAACCAGCCGCCCAUCGCCAACGUGCUCAUCACGCACCAGAUGCGCAAAACCUUGCAGCGGCUGCUGCAAAUACAAACGGCCCAAGAGGCGGCGGCAGCGGCCGCCGCAGCCAAAGCGGUCAAGCCUGAGGCGGCGGCGGAAGGGGCGGUCACCGGACAUUACGGCGCUGUUAAGGUAGAGGCGACAGCGGCAGCGGCGUCCGCGGCGUCGGGGGGGAUGGGUGUGAAGGCGGAGCCGGGGACGGGAGGGGGUCCCGUUGGGGUGGUGUUACCCCACGGGGUUGACCCCAGCUCAUCGGCAGGGAGUCGGGGAGCUGCUUUGCCUUCGGCUGGUGUGGGGCCACCGUCCGGGCCAGGAGGAGGAGGAGGAGAUGGAGGAGCAAGCGCACGGGCUCCGGAACCAGCGGAGACGUCUGGGCGGGGUGCAGCGUUGACGAUACGCGCGGGGCGAGAGGCGGCUGCCGCUGCGGCCGCAGCCGCUGCUGCGGCAGGGGGCUGGGGUUCCGGGGGUGUGGGGGGUUUGCCAGUAGUAAAGAGCGAGCGUGUGGGGGCGGGGGCCGGACCGGGGCGGGGGCCCGGUGGGUUGUUGGGGUCGGGGAGAGGGCCGGCGGGGGCAGAGGAUGCGAUGUUGGAGGAGGGUGCUGGAGAGGAGGUGGGCCCAGGUGGCCGCGGCGGGGGGGGAGGUGGCGGCGGGUCCGGGGCCCCGGGCGCGGAGACUGAGGCGGCGGAAGGUGGGGCUGUCGGCGGGGGGACAAAUGAGUUUGAGUUGGACUUUGAGGACGACCUGUAAAUCGGUUACACAUACACUGGCUGACUGACUGACUGACUGGCUGACUGACUGACUGACCGACUGACAAAGAGACAGACGCACAGCCCGCAGUGUUGGUGGAAAGUACGGCAUCCAAGGCGGCUGGUCGACCAAGGGAGGUUCAGGUCCGCCCCGCCCCGGGUGUCGGGGCGCAGUACAGCUUUGUGCGCAGUGGGGUUGCGGAUGGCGACAGCCAGGGGACGACGAGGCUCAACUACCCGCCGUCCUUUUAGCCCCUUCGGUGGAGCUGCAAGUUUUGCGCCUGUUGGGAUCUAUCCGCCUGUUGGGAUCUAUCCGCCUGUUGGGAUCUAUUCGCCUGUUGGGAUUUAGCUCUUCGUCGCGGGUUUUGAGCGGGGAAGGGCUAUCCUGGAAGCAGCGACCUGGCGGCUGUACGGCUGUACGGCUGCUGCGGCAGAGGGAGCCCAGCGGCGUGUGUGGUUGUCAGGUCCGUUGAGCGAAAGGGGUUCAGCGCGUUAUUGAGUGAACGGAUUAGGACGUUUGGAUGAAUGAACGACCGCAUAGGGGGGGACGGCAUGGGGACCAUCUUAUGAAGGCUGUGUGUUAUGGUAAGAGGUCAGAGGCCUAACCUCGGAGGGUUAAAACACAAGCCCUGCCAGGAAGGCAAGUGGAAAGGAAAUGGAAGCGGAGGGGUCCGCCCUGGAUGUCCAACCGCCAUGCCAUAAAAGCGGAGUGUAUCUGGUGUUUCGAUGAUUGAGCGCGAGGGGCACACGAAUGUAUUACUCUACGGAAGU